UGCUUAAUAGUAUUAAGUUUAUACACGUUAUGUUAUAACCUUUCUGAACUUAGAGUUCAGAGUGUUCAGACAACUGUUCAGUGUUUAGGUAGUGUUAUGUGCAAAUUGAAACAAAUACGAAUAAAACAGUCACACGCAUAAAAAAAAUUGAAACACAAAAAAUAAGUAAAAAGAGCACACACAGAGUUUUGUUUAACAGUGUAUGGACAAUAAGUGAUCACAAUGUCGGAAUCAAAACCGUCUGGUCUAAGGCCACCAUCGAAAAUUGGCAGGCCAACUUGCACCGUUGCUCCAAAGCCUGCUAUACCAUCGACACCUGGAUCAUUGAAUAAUAGCGUCGUUCUAACGGAGGACACCGACAGCUUCAUUAUCGGCGAUCAUGUCUGGGUCGGUGGCACGAAACCCGGUCAAAUCGCCUACAUCGGCGAAACGCAAUUCGCACCCGGCGACUGGGCCGGCAUCGUCCUCGAUGAGCCCAUCGGUAAAAACGACGGAUCGGUGGCCGGCUGUCGCUACUUUCAGUGCGAGCCAAAGCGCGGAAUAUUCUCACGGCUGACGCGGCUCACGAGGCAGCCGAUACCUGCGCCCGUCAGCGCGUCCUCGCCCGUCGACAAGCCCGGCCUCGCCAAAUCCUCGCUAAACACCUCGACGACGAGUCUGGCCUCGACGGUGACGACAGCGACGACGACGAAGGAGCUGCAGAUCGGCGAACGGGUGAUCGUGUCGUCGAGCCAGGGCAGCAAGACCGGCGUGCUGAGGUACAUGGGAGCGACGGAAUUCGCCCCGGGCGAUUGGUGCGGCGUCGAGCUGGACGACCCAGUCGGCAAGAACGACGGCUCCGUCGCUGACAAGAGGUACUUUGAGUGCAAGGCGAAGCAUGGCUUGUUCGCGCCUAUGCACAAGGUGAGCCGAUCUCCGUCCAGCAGGCGCUCGACGUGCCAAGCGCAGAGGCCCACGGGAGCGUCCCUGAACGUGUCGCUGCUGCGCAGCAGGGCAGGGUCGCGCGAGUCCCUGGCUUCGGUGACGAGUACCACGACCAGCAUCGCCAGCCGGGCCACCGCCGCGUCCACCGCCAGCUCCAGGGACCUGCUGAAGGACAGGCAAAAAGAGAUCGAGAUCCUGCGCAGGGAGCGGGACCUCGAGCGCGAGCGCGUGACAAAGGCCGCCAGCCAGGCGGACGAGGCUGAAAAGAUCACCACGGCCCUGAAGAAAGAGUUUGCCGAGUACUGCGAAGAGACGGAAAAGGCCGCCCAGGAGACGCAGAGCGCGUUGGCGAAACUUUUGGAGGAGAAGGAACACCUGAGCGCGCAGUUGGAGGACGAGCGAAGGAAAUGCGAGGACCUGCUGUUCCGCUUCGAGGAGGAAUCGAUACACAAGGACGACGUACAGAACGACUCCAGCGACCAACUUGUGACAAAUGCGAAAUACGAGAGCAAAAUCAAGGAGCUGGAGAAGCAACUUUCGGAGGAAAGGGAGAGGGUGAUACAGCUCGAGCGAGACGGCACGAAGCUGUUCGAGGCCGAGGAGGAGCUGACGAAGCUGAGACUCGAAACCCGGAGUACCACCGCGGGGGAGAAGAGCGAAUUUCUCGAUGUACAAAGACGCGCCGAGGAGCUGGAAAGGGCGAAAGUUGAGCUCGCAAAGCUCGUUGAGGAGAAGAGCCGGUCGCUGGAGGAGGCGCGCAAGAGACAGGAAGAAAACGAAAAGGAGCAGUCGCGUUGGGAGGAGUGCAGGUCGAAUUUGCAAAAGCAGCUCGAUGCCACGGCCAAGGAGCUUAGGGAAAAGUGCGCCUACGUCGAUGAGCUCCGGAACAGCUUCGACACCCAGACGGAGGAGCUGCGGAAGGAAAUCGGGCAGCUCAAAGGGAGCAUCGGGAGCAUCGCCGAGAGUAACAGGGUGGAAACAGCUAGGCUGGUCGAGGAGCACGAGAGGGCGUUGAGGGAGAAGGAGGAGCUCGUGAGGAGCAAGUCCUCGGAACUGAAGGAGGAGUCGCGGAAGGUAUUCGCCACGCAGGAGGGUAUUUUGGAGAAACUGAAGGCGGAGAGUGCUCUGCAAAUUCAAGAGCUGUCGGAGUCGUUUAGGUCGCAGCUGAGCUCGCGGGACUCGCAAAUCGAGCAGCUGGAAGGGAAGGCCAGGGACGCCGAGAGGUUUUCUGGCGAAUUGGAGCAGCUGAAGAAUGCGUGCGCGGAGAAGGAGGACAAAUUUAACAAAAUUUCGGCUGACUUCGAGGGUUUGAAUACCAAGUUGAAAGAUUCCGACGAGAGAAACGCGUCUCUGAGCAAACGAAUCGAUGAAAUGGUUUGUGAGCACGAAAUGGAAGUCAAAACUUUUGCGGAUCAGAAAACUAAAUUGGAAGACGAUGUUGCUUCAUUGAUGGAAAAAAAUACUGGAUUGAAAGAGCAGCUGAGCAAGUUAGAAGAGUGCAUUAAAGCGAAGGACGAGGAACUGGCAAAAAUUCAGAGUUCCAAAACUGAGGAGCUAGAAAUUAUGAAAAGGCAAUUUGAAGAACAGAUGGGUGAUAAAAUUAAAACGAUUCAAAGUAUUACCGCUGACGUCUCUCAGAAAUCGUCGGGGCUCAGUGCUCUCGAAAAGGAGCUCGACAGCUUGAAGUCGAUCAUAGAAAAUAAGGUUGAAGAGAUAAAAAAUCUCUCCGAAAAGACAUCAGAAUUGAGAGACACCCUGAGUCUAUCCGAACAGACCAAAACCAAUUUAGAGAGCGAAUUGCGCAUGUACGAAGCCAACGUAUCUGAACUUACGGAAAAGCUCGGCAGAGCCGAAGAAAAAAUUUCACAGCUGACGAGCCAAAAAGAAAAACUGGAAGCUGAAAUUUCUAGUGUGGUCAGCACAUCGGUCGACUCUUCGGACAAACUCGUCAAGUACAGCGAAGACUUGCGACAAAAGGAAAAGGAACUCGACAAAGCUCGCGAGCGCGAAUUCGAACUGCAGAAAUCACUAGCAGCUGCGCAGUCCAAGGCAAAUGACGUUGAACAGGGUCUGGGCAAAGCCAACUCUCUGUUGGAGCAGCUUAGAUCCGAAAACGAGGUGUUCAAGACGCAGGUAGCGUCGGAAAAACUGGCAACGCAAAAUGCUCUCGAAAAAAUCGCCGCGAGCCAGGCCGUCGAGCGAGAACUGGUUGAUAAGAACAACGAUCUCCAGGAAAGUUUGAAGAAACAAUCCUCGGAGUUGGCGGGUCUGACGAGUUCCCUCGAGACUCAUCGGGAAAACAACGCCAGGCUCGAGAAAGAACUGGCUGAAGCUCGCGAGCGAUGCGAGAGCGAAAAGUUGCAGCUGGGCAAGCUCGAGCAGCAGAUUAACGAAAAAGGGAGCGAUCUCGAUAGUUUAGAAAAAUCAAACGCACAGUUGUUGAGCGACAAACAGUCCAUGGAUGCAACCAUAAAGGAGCUUAACGAUAGUUUGAACGCUAUGAAACAGCGUGCUGUAGAUUUAGAUAGUGUUGUUGUAAAUAAAGACGCGCAGAUCAAGGAGCUUACUAGUGGCUUAGAGAAUUUAAAGAGCGAGAGGGAAGAGGCCAAAAAGUCUUUGGCUGAAAUUAGUAACAAGUACAACGAUGCUCUCACGGAGCUGACGCUGCUCAAAUCGUCCAAUGUUAAUUUGGAAUCUCAAAUGGCACUGGAAGUGGCCAAUUUGAAACAGCAGCUCGAGGAUGAGAAGCGUACUUUGGAUACGGCCUUGAAAGAAUCAAAGAAUCAUCUAGAUGAAUUGAAUAAGGAAUUAGUUUUAAGCUCGGAAAAUAAUGCGAAAUUGAAUCAGCGAUGCAUGGAAAUGGAGAAUGUGGUAUCGCAGAAGGAAAAAGAAGUGCAAGUUUUGAGCGAUAAUUUGGGUAGUGAGAGAGAAAAUAGUGAUUCGAUGAGGCAACAGAUCCAAACUUUGCAAGAAGAUGUAUCGGGUAAGGAUAAAGAAAUCGCUUCUAAUGCUAAUCGCAUAUCGUCUCUUGGUGAAAGGGAAAAAAGUUUAGAGUCCAAUAUUAAUACCUUGAAAAGUGAUUUAGUGAAUAAAACCGAGCUGAUGGUUCAGUUGGAAAACAAAAUAACUGAACUGCAAAAGCUCUGUGAGGAUCAAGUUAGUAUCAGUAGUCAAGAUAAACAAAAAGAAUUAGAUGAAUUAUUGAAAAAACACGAGCAGGAGCUUGCUUCUAAAGACGCUGCUAUUGCCGAGUUAAAAAAGAUUGGAGAUAGUAAAGAGAAAUCAAUACAAGAAUUGUUGAGUAAGCAAACUUGUACUGAAGAUUUGUUAAAAAGGUAUGAGAAAGAUGUUGGUUUGAAAGACAAAGCUUUGGACGAUUUAAAACGAACGGAGGAAGCAACAAAGAAAAUGAUGCACGAUUAUGAAGAAAAACAAAAAGCCAUUGAAGAUAUUAUAAAAAAACAUGUAGGUGAUAUUAAGUCGAGGGAUAAAGUAAUUGCUGACCUUAGGAACUCAGAAAAUGAAUUGGAAGAGAGGAUACAAAACCUAGUGGGUCAAAUUAACUAUGAAAAUGAAAAAUUAAAACUGUUGGAGGAAUCUCAAAGACAAUUAGAGAAAGAAAAUAAAAAAUUAUCUAAGAGUUACAAUGAGGCAGUGGCAAAGUUAAAUAUUACUAAUGAACAGUUGAAAAAUAGCACAAAUAAUGAUAAAACAAACCAUAAAGUAGCCAAUCAAAAGACUGAACCAAUCAUGAAAAGCGCUACGUCGGAUUUUGAACAACUAAAAGAAGAACAUGACUUAGCUAAGGGCCAAAUAGAAUUUCUGAACUCUGUCAUCGUCGACAUGCAGCGUAAAAAUGAAAAGAUGGCUUGCAAAAUUCAAGUACUUGAAAUGGGUAUUCCUGCUCAAGAAGCUGACGAUUAUAAUUAUAAUUUAAUUGAAAAGAAAUCGCAACCUCCUAGAAUGUUCUGUGAUAUUUGCGAUCAAUUUGAUUUACACGAAACGGAAGAUUGUCCUCAACAAGAUCAAGAUCCCGACCCACCUGCACCUGUAAAAACUGAUAAAAAAGUACUUGCUCAAAGACCAUACUGUGACAAUUGCGAAAUGUUUGGGCAUGACACCCAGGCUUGUGAAGAAACGGAAACUUAUUAA
Molecule: messenger RNA, 5076 nt
Organism: Copidosoma floridanum
Lineage: Eukaryota; Metazoa; Arthropoda; Insecta; Hymenoptera; Encyrtidae
Gene: CLIP-190
Product: Cytoplasmic linker protein 190
Biological process (GO): cytoplasmic microtubule organization
Cellular component (GO): nucleus; microtubule plus-end; cell cortex
Molecular function (GO): microtubule plus-end binding
Source: RefSeq, a predicted model, not a curated record